Messenger RNA from Letharia lupina, 945 nucleotides. RefSeq lists its product as uncharacterized. NCBI's taxonomy places the organism in Eukaryota, Fungi, Ascomycota, Lecanoromycetes, Lecanorales, Parmeliaceae. The record is from RefSeq and is a predicted model, not a curated record. The transcript has a single exon. The coding region runs from base 1 to 945 and encodes 314 amino acids.
AUGUCUUUAGACUUAUCGAAGACUGCUUCACCGGCACCGGCCUCGGCGACAUUGUUCACACCAGAGUCAUCCUCACCAACGUCGUCUCCAACAGACAUCUCUCCAGCACUGACCAAAGCCUCAUCAAGCACAACUCUUUCAUCUCCGAGCAUCGAAUUUGUUGUCGCACAUUACAGUGAGAAACUGUACUGGCUCAAGGAUGUCAUCGCCUACUGCAAGAUUUACUCAAAAGGCGGCCCCAAGAACGCCCCUGACUUCGCAUUCGAGGAGCUCGACAACAACGGCCGCGAAGGACAAACCUACCUCUACUACAUCUGCAAGUACUACGAUGAGCUCAAGGACAUUACCGUCUUCACACAAGGCAAAGCUUUUGACCACACUGGCAUGACCGCCUUGGAGAUGAUGGACAACGCGCUCGGGACUAAGGUGGGCCAAAUCACUACCUUCGGCACCCAACGUGACCUGGAGCUGUUCGAUCUCUGGGAUGGAAUUCCUUGGAAGGAUUACCCAUGCUGGCAGAAGUGGCUGGGGAAGAACCUCGAGUUCAUAGGCAAGAAAGCUCCCCAGACGCCGGCCCAGUAUCUCAAAGAUUUCUUCGACAAUUACGGCCAUGCCGGACCGCCUAUGUCAGUCGGCUUUCAGCCCGGUGCAAUAUUUGCUGUGAGGCGUGAGACUAUUCAUCGACACCCAAAGAAGACCUACCAGAAGAUGCUGGCGGAUCUCUUUGAAGGAGAUAUGGUGCAUAAUGACCCUGAGACUGGUCAUUUCAUGGAACGGUUGUGGCUGGCGACCUUUUGCCCCGAAGAGUACUGCUGCUGGACUGAGGCCGAGGUGUCUAUGGUGGAACGCAAUCAGCAGGGACAGCUCGCAAAAGGCAGAUGGCAUAGGACUCCUCCCGGUGUUCAGGUGGACGAAGGACAUACUAAUCUGUCUGAUGAAGAGUAA